Plasmodium vivax (malaria parasite P. vivax) is the source of this 1620-nucleotide messenger RNA. Its product is annotated as cleavage stimulation factor subunit 1-like protein, putative. The transcript has a single exon. Gene Ontology annotation, biological process: mRNA 3'-end processing. The record is from RefSeq and is a predicted model, not a curated record. Gene Ontology annotation, cellular component: mRNA cleavage stimulating factor complex. NCBI's taxonomy places the organism in Eukaryota, Apicomplexa, Aconoidasida, Haemosporida, Plasmodiidae. The coding region runs from base 1 to 1620 and encodes 539 amino acids. Gene Ontology annotation, molecular function: RNA binding; protein binding.
AUGAAGGGGUUCAGCGUCAGCAGUUUGUUCGCGCCCAGGGAGAGCGGCCAAGUGGGGGGGAGCGGCCAGGAGGGGGAGAGCAACAAUGCCGAGGAAAGCCUCCUAACGGGGGAAAACCUCCUAACUGGGGAGAACCGCCAAACGGAGGGAGGUGAACCCCCCCCCGCGGAGCAGAAACAGCCCAAACAAAUCGGAGACAUCCACAAAAUCGCGUUUUACGAAGCGGUGCUAAAACAGCUGAGGGACGACGACCUGACCGAUUCGUUCGAAGCCCUGAGGAAGGAGGUAAAUCUGGAGCAGAGCAAAACGGUGAAGGAGAACUACCUCUUCAAGCUGUUCACGAAGAGCAUGUACAGAAGAGAAGCUGCGCUCGAAAAAAACGUGGAGCAAGAUGAGCCAGAAGAGGACCAACGGAAUGACCCACUGGCAAAGCUGAAGACCUACGGGACAUUCAUAAAAAACGCACAGCUGCGUAGCAACAAUGAAACUGUCCUAAAUUUAGAUUCCUUAAAAAAGGAAAAGGGAGGACGGGUAGCAUUCUCCUAUGAUAUUACCGACCGAGUGGAAUUAAUUCACCAACAUAAGGUGACCUGCUGCACGACGAACAGCACAAGAAAUAUCCUCUGCUCAGGGGGAGGAGAUCACGUAAUUAAAAUUUGUAAAAUAUAUGAAAAUGUGAAGAAGAGAAAAAUACACACAAUAGAUAAUAAACACAUGGGGAAAAUUAAUUGCCUGAAAUUCCAUCCGGUGAAAAAUCUCUUAUUCUCUGCUAGCGAUGAUUGCACUAUUCAAAUGAUCGAUGUCAGUAGAAUGCUAAAAAAGAAGAAGCAACAAUUUAGGUACAGAAGAAAUGGAAGGGAAAAAAUAAAUGAUCUCUCCAGUCAAAAUGUAGUCAUCCAAGAUAAGAACCCAUUCGUACAUCUGUAUGUACACCCCUGUGGAGAUUUCCUAUAUGCCUGUAAUAGAAACGAAAAUGUUGUUAAGCUGUUCGAUUUGGAGACCCUCUCAUGUUUCACUUCGUAUGAAAAGAACGACCAACAUCAUAGUGCCACCAUAAACUGCAUCAGUGGCACAUCAGAUGGAAGUAUCUACUCUUCUGUUUCUAAUGAUGGGAAUAUAAAAAUAUGGGAUGGACAUGAUUCAAAAUUGGUACUCACAAAAAUGAAUGCCCAUAAUGGCUAUUCUGUAGAGUCUAUAACAUUCAGCAAAAGUAAUUUCUACGUGCUUACUUCUGGACUUGAUGGGCAAACCAAAAUUUGGGACAUUCGGAAUUUUCACUCCCCCUUCACCUUCGGCAAUGGAUUCCUAUCAUGCACCUUCAACAAAAGCAUCUUCAUGAACGACGAGCAUUUUAUCGCCAAUGUGAUUCAAACAAAUGAUCAUUUUACCUCCAAAUUUUACAUUUACCAUUCCUUCUUUGGCAACCUCGAGUGCAACGUGCAGAAUAUACACAACGACCAAAUUUCAGACAUCGUCAACGCCAGGGACGGGCUGAAUGUGCACACGGCGGGCCACGACUACGUCUGCAAGACGGUCAGGAUUGACCAGCGACCCGCGCACGACGGGGGGGAGCGGUGGAGCGGCGAGGCGGAGCAGCGGCGAAGCGGAGCAGCCAAGUAG